Aspergillus aculeatinus CBS 121060 is the source of this 570-nucleotide messenger RNA. Its product is annotated as HHE domain protein. The transcript is spliced from 2 exons. The record is from RefSeq and is a predicted model, not a curated record. The coding region runs from base 1 to 570 and encodes 189 amino acids. NCBI's taxonomy places the organism in Eukaryota, Fungi, Ascomycota, Eurotiomycetes, Eurotiales, Aspergillaceae.
AUGACUUUAAUCAGCGACGCCAUCAAAAGUGACCACCGCGACCUCGAAGAGGCCUACAACAACAUCCUGACCGCCGCAAGCGAUGACGAGAAGCGCCGGUGGCAGAACCAGUUCACCUGGGAGCUGGCUCGCCACUCCAUCGGCGAGGAACUCGUCCUAUACCCAGCGAUGGAGGAGCACCUCACCGAUGGGAAGGCGAUGGCCGACAAAGACCGGGCGGAACACAAGACGGUGAAAGAUCAUCUGGAGAAGUUCCAGAACCUAAAGCCCGACGAUGCAGAGUUCAUUCCGACCCUCCAGGGACUGUGGGGCUCUCUUUCGCAGCACAUCAAGGAGGAAGAGGAGCAGGAUCUUGUCAAGCUUGAAGCGAAUCUGGAUAAUGAAGUCUCCAAGGCCAUGGUCUCCUCGUUCAAGCGCACCAAGAUGUUCGUCCCGACUCGCAGUCAUCCCUCAGCGCCCGACAAACCGCCCUUCGAAACGGUGGCAGGAUUACUGGCUGCGCCCAUCGAUCAUAUCAGGGACCUGUUCAGAAAGUUCCCGGACCAGGCUGCUAGUGACAUUCCACCAUGA